Messenger RNA from Seriola dumerili (greater amberjack), 1420 nucleotides. It is a transcript of the gene mrnip, whose product is annotated as MRN complex interacting protein. The record is from RefSeq and is a predicted model, not a curated record. Gene Ontology annotation, cellular component: nucleus. Gene Ontology annotation, molecular function: chromatin binding. NCBI's taxonomy places the organism in Eukaryota, Metazoa, Chordata, Actinopteri, Carangiformes, Carangidae. Bases 88 to 1053 code for a protein of 321 amino acids. Gene Ontology annotation, biological process: mitotic G2 DNA damage checkpoint signaling. The transcript is spliced from 7 exons.
AAAACAAGAAACAGCCGGAGUGGGACUCUGAAGACCAGAACCGUGUGGACCAGAACCAGGGCUAGAUCCGUUUCAAACCUUUUCGUCAUGGUCCAGGAGUUUCACGUGGUCAGGUGUUUCUCGUGUGAGAGUUUUCAGGUUCAACAGGUGAAGAAGGUGAACAGGUGGAGCUGUAAAGUGUGUGGAGAUAAACAGUCGCUGCUCAAGGAGUUUGGGCGGGGCACUGGGGCCGACUGCAGACGUCAUGUUCAGAAACUGAAUGCCAUGAGAGGAGCCAUGAUUGAGAAGCAGGAGCAGAACACUUGGUCGCUAUGGGAACAGGUGGAGGCAGAUGGAGAGGAAGAACCUGAGGAGGAGCGAGACAACCAGGUGAGACAGACUCAGGUGAGCCGUUGGUGCAAGUACCUGGAUGAACCAGAGGAGGCGAAUGAAGAGGGGGAGCCGGAGGAGGACAAUAUUUUGAUGGACAGACAACAGCUCCAUGGCAACAACAUGACUGACAGGAAGAGGAAGAGAACCACAACUGUACAGUCCAGCUGCUCCAGACCCUCAGCCACAACCACCAGCAUGACCGACACCAGACCUCCCAGUCUGACCCACACUAGUCUUCCUAGUCUGAACCACACCAGACCUCCCAGUCUGACCCACACUAGUCUUCCUAGUCUGAACCACACCAGACCUCCCAGUCUGACCCACACUAGUCUUCCUAGUCUGAACCACACCAGACCUCCCAGUCUGACCCACACUAGUCUUCCUAGUCUGAACGAGUCCAGUCUGACCCAUACCAAACAUCCCAGUAAGAAGAGAAUGAAUCCUCCUAGCCUGAGUACUGCUCCAGUCUCCAAGUGGACUUGGUUCCUCAGUUCUGACUGUCAGGUGCAGGAGGGGAAGGAACCUUCUAUCAGUGGGCAGAAUCAGCCAAUGGAUAGAGCCACCUCUUUGUCCUGUGAUGUCAUCAGGCCCCACCCCCUGCGUCCUGGUUCCUCCCUGUUUGAGACCGAAGAGGAGUUCAGCUUUGAGGAUGAGGAGUUCCUGACGGAUCUGAGCGUUUAAACCAUAGAGUAGAUGAAACUGGUUCUGAAAGAACUGGAACUGAACCUGUUUCAUCUGAACUGUUCAGUUCUGAAACUUCUGGAGUCUGGUUCUCUGGUGAGAACGUUCUCAUGUUUCUGACUCUGGGUUCUAGACAGAACGUGAAAUUAAAACUCACUCAUCAGCAGGUUAAUGAAGGUGAUCAGCUGUUCUGACAUUGAUUAACCUGCUGAUUAUUUUGUUAUAAAUAUCAGUUUACUGAUCAGAGAAUGAUAUUGAUCAAUCAUUAAUUAGUUAUUGAAAAAUUGUUGCAGCUCUAGAAGAAAUAAAGACUUAAACUUAAAAUAAUAUUUCGUUGAUUGAUUAAUGAACUGAUUGUUUCCUCUAU